GUCUCUUCCUUUCCCCUCACUCUUCUUGAUUCUUGAAUACCCCCGGCGAUUUCAUCCGAUAUCUAUGCGGCGGGAUGCCAGUUAGCCACAGCAGCCAACAAUGUCCCUUCUUCACUAUCCCUUCUACCGGGAGCAGAAUUUCCAAUUUCGUCCGCUCUCGUCCUCCAAUCUGCUACUUCCCUCCAAAACCCGCUUCUUCAAACCCCAAAACCCUAGUGUUUUGCAGCUUACCACCUCCAUUUAUCCGUUCCAACAAUUCCCCUUUCUUCCCCUUUGGUACACAUCGCAGGCGUGAUGCUUCCGUUCUAGCCGCUGCGAAAAAAUCUGGCCCCGAUUACUAUUCCGUUCUAGAUGUGGGCAAAAAUGCAACUUUGCAGGAGAUCAAGGCCUCGUACAGAAAACUUGCUCGGAAGUAUCAUCCUGAUAUGAACAAGGGUCAUGGAGCUGAAGAGAAGUUCAAAGAGAUAAGUUCUGCUUACGAGGUACUAUCAGAUGCUGAGAAAAGGUCUUUAUAUGAUCGCUUUGGUGAAGCUGGAUUACGAGGAGAAUAUAAUGAUUCUAGUAUUGGUGUUCCAUGGGCAGAUCCAUUUGAAAUGUUCAACCCAUAUUUUGGUGACUCUAAUCCUUUUUUCGGAGUAAGUGGUAGCUCCAGUGGUUUCAAGUUUGAUUUCGGCAGUGAAGGACGUCAGGAUCUUGAUAUUAGAUGUGAAAUGCACCUGAGCUUUAAAGAGUCAAUAUUUGGAGGAGAGCGUGAUAUUGAAAUACCUUGUUUAGAGGCUUGUGAUGGUUGUGACGGGACUGGGGCAAAGUCCAACAAUUGUAUAAAAGUGUGCUCUCAUUGCGGAGGGAGAGGGGGAAUGGUGAAGACAGAGAAAACACCCUUUGGAUUCGCGUCCCAGGUGUCUACUUGCCCAAAAUGUAGCGGUAAUGGCAAGGUAAUUACGGAUGCUUGUCGUCGAUGUAAUGGCCAUGGUCAAGUAAAAUCAAAGCGGAGCAUGAGAGUGGUCAUACCACCCGGAGUCAGUGAUGGUGUCUUUAUGCGACUCCGAGGAGAGGGUAACAUAGACAAAACAAGGAGCAUUGCCGGCGAUCUCAUUUUGGCCAUUCAUGUUGAGGAAGAGCAUGGGAUUUCGAGGGACGGCCUGAACUUAUGCUCAAAAGUUGAAGUUCAUUACACAGAAGCCAUUCUGGGGACAGUCACCAAGGUCAAAACGGUGGAGGGCAUUAAAGAUCUGAAGAUUCCUCCUGGCUGUCAACCUGGAGAUACUUUGAAAAUAGAAAAUAUGGGAGUUCCAAACAUGAGUAAACCUCAUGAGCGAGGAGAUCAUCAUUUUUUGGUCAAUGUUCAAAUCCCUAAGAACAUCAGUAAUGAAGAACGAGAUCUUCUCAAGGCGCUAGCUUCAAUUAGGGCAACAUCCAUGGAGCAUUCUGUGCCUUCAGAUGGGGGUCAUCCACAGAGAAGUGCUUCAAAUCUCUGGAAGUCAGUCAAGAGCAUCUUCAGGCAAAAGCAAUCUGGUGAGCGUUUUGCUUCAAUGAAUGCAGAGACACCUGCCUUGUGGGCUCACUCUUCUAAUCUGCUCCCUUUAUCAGUUUUUGCCAUUUUAUUUAUUGCAUGUACCAUGGCCUUGGUUAAGACUACCCAAUGUACAUUUCACAAGAAAAAAGCCACAGACAUGACAUAAUCCUUUUUACAAGGAAAAAUAUUAUCAAUGGAGGUGGUAUUUCUGUGACAACAUUAUUUUGACGCAAUGUAUGUUAUUUAUCAUACAGCUCUAAAAGAGAUAAUUGUUAAUGCUGAGCAUUUCAGAGGGAAGAAUUUGAUUUGCUUUAUGCUAAACCAAAUGCUCCCAUUAUGUGCACAAUUAAUGUUGCUGCCAUCU
Cuscuta campestris is the source of this 1880-nucleotide messenger RNA. Lineage: Eukaryota; Viridiplantae; Streptophyta; Magnoliopsida; Solanales; Convolvulaceae. The record is from the annotation of a GenBank genome assembly.